Molecule: messenger RNA, 1727 nt
Organism: Vitrella brassicaformis
Lineage: Eukaryota; Vitrellaceae
Source: the annotation of a GenBank genome assembly
GUUCAUGAGCGCCUUCGUCUGAUGCGCGACGCUGCACAUGGACAGUUCAUCAUGGUGUGUCUUCUCCCGUAUUGUUGAGCAGUUCGAACAGGCCCAGGCAACAUGCAGUGGUCGCACGUUGCCUGGAUCUGAUCGAGCUGGCCUAUGAUACGGGAGAAGACACACAUAGCAACCAACACACGGACCGAUUAAAUGAACACUCUCUCAAAAAAAUCAUUACCACAAACCAAAAUACCAAAGGAGACCGUAGACGCAAAGCAGCCUGACCGGAAAGCCCGCGACCGACCAUCCUACGCGAUGUGAUGCGAUCCAUUGCUACGCCCCCUUGCCCUCCGCAAUGGCACUAUUUAUUGUGACUCUCUAUCCACUCGACCGCUUUGGCGAAGUUGUCCACCACAGCUGUCGGCUGGGGAUCGAGCUUCGCCUCAUCUCCGGCACGAUACUUGCCAGUCUGCACACAGACAGGACAGCUCACUCAGGCAGAAUGAUGCAACCAACAUAUGCGCUCAACAAGACAGACGCCCACCUUGACGAGAAUGCCUCGAAGCCCGCAUGCAACCGCCCCCUGCACGUCGUCCGUCGCAUCUGAUGGAUGGAUAUGACACAACCAACACAACGAGCGCCCGCAUCCAUGCGUGUGUGAAUCUUUCCUCCGUCCUUCCGUCCCGCACUCACUGACUCACCAUCUCCGAUCAUGACGACGCUCUCCUCCCCAAUGCCAUCGCCCAGCGUCCGCAUGGCCCCCCGAAAAAACCCCGCACUCGGCUUCCCCACCACCUCGGCCGUCAGCCCAGUGGCAUACUCCAACGCACACGCAAACGGGCCCACACUCAUGGCCAGGCCGUCGGAUCUCAUGAAGUAACGGCUCUUGUGGAUCGCCACCAGGGUGGGGGGGAUGCCCGGGGAGGGGGUCAGGAGGAGCCGCAUCGCCUUGGUCAUGGUGUCGUAGUUGAAAGAGUCUGGUGCUAGGCCCACCACCACGCACGGAUCAUGCUCCUCCUCCUCGCCACCUUGUCCAUCGACCACACACGCCCCAGCCUCCCGGAAGUCCUCUUUGGCGCUCUCAGAGAGCAUUAGGAAGGGCCGCUCCACGCCCCUCUCCUUGAUGAGCCGCACAGCAGCCGACAGCGACGAGAAGAUCUCCGAUGAGUCGAUGUCGAAGCCGAUCGCCUUGAGCCUUGCCAUGAGCUGCCGCUGGCUCUCCUUGGUCGUGUUGGUCACGAACCGGACUCCCUUGACGAGCGAACGAAGCUUCGUCAGUGCUGCAAUGGCGUCGGGCGUCGGCUCACUCUCAAUGUGCAGCGUGCCGCUGAAAACGAAAAACAGACACACACACAGAGAGAGAGAGAGAGAGAGAGAGGAGGCAUCGCAUAUUGAUGACUUUGUGAGCACCAGGGCUGCCGCGUGUGCCCGUGCUCGCCCACCUGAGGUCGACCAAUGCGUAUUCGAUGGGCUUUUCGCCCACUGCAGACGACGUCGACAUGCUAGUGGUCUGGCCGGUCCCAGGCCGGUGUUGAUGGUAGUGGCGGCGAUAACGCAGAGAUGCAGAUCUUCGAGGCGCCUUCAGGCCACAGGAGCUGCAGAAAGCCGACAGGGCCACUGUGGGUGAGGGACGGUGACCGCCGAUGGAGCGUGCGAGGAUGAAUGCAGCUGCAAGCAGAGAUCCUUGAAGCAUUGGCCGACCUGUGAAGCCUUGCCUUCUCAGUCAAACGCACGAAAACCAAGAC